AUGGAAGAUCAAGAACAGACUCUGAACGCGUCGUCGAUUUCUCAGCUCGAGAACGACGAAAAGUUUACGAGUUUCACAGAGUUCUCCUACUGCGAUCUCCAGACGGCGACCAAGAACUUCAGUUCCGACGAGAUUGUAUCAGAGAACGGUGAAGAAUCAUCCAACGUCGUUUACAAGGGCCAAUCGCAGAGCUUCGGCUCCAUUGCUGAAGAGGCACGAAAAGCGUGGCUGUUACGGCACAAGGGAGUCGUCAAUUUGAUUGGAUGUUGCAGUGAAGGAGAUGAAAGGCUACUUGUUGCAGAGUUUAUGCCAAAUGAUACGCUUGCUAAGCGUUUGUUCCACCAGGGCAAUCACACCAUGGAAUGGUCAGUGCGGUUGAGAAUAGCCUAUCAAAUAGCUGAAGCGUUGGAUCAUUGUAGUACAGAAGGGUUUGCAUCCUACAAUAACUUAAGUGCCUACACCGUUCUGUUUGAUGAGGAUGGGGAUGCUUUUCUUUCGUGUUUUGGCUUGAUAAAGGAGAGCAUGGAUGAUCAAAUAACAACAGGAAAUGUAAACCAUGAAAGUGUGGCAUACAGUUUUGGUUCUGCUCAUAAGAUGAUACAUGGACAGAAUGCUACUGAGUAUAUGGAUCCAAAGUUGGAGGUUCCUACUGAAGAUGCCUUUUUAGUGUUUGGUCUUGCUUCUCAAGCUAUGGGAGAAAACAGUAUGCACAUUCCAACAUAUGAGCUUCUUCAGAUGAAAAAGCAGCAUGAGGAGAGAGCUUCACAGACCCAACAACCCAAGCAAAAACCUGCAACACUGGUUGGAGGUUGUCGCCGGUCUGGCCCUAAUCGAUAUAAGAAGCCUAUUCAUCAGACCGAUGAAGAGAUACAAGCACAGAAUAGAGAGGAAUUCGACCAAAUGCAGAUAAGAGUAGUUAGAAAGGCUCAAAACCAGUUAGACAAGCUUAAAGGGAAGAAAAAAAAUGAGACCUAG
This is a messenger RNA of Camelina sativa (false flax), 975 nucleotides long. NCBI's taxonomy places the organism in Eukaryota, Viridiplantae, Streptophyta, Magnoliopsida, Brassicales, Brassicaceae. The record is from RefSeq and is a predicted model, not a curated record.